Pelodiscus sinensis (Chinese soft-shelled turtle) is the source of this 704-nucleotide messenger RNA. Lineage: Eukaryota; Metazoa; Chordata; Testudines; Trionychidae. The record is from RefSeq and is a predicted model, not a curated record.
AUUUUAGGUUUUUCCAAUAAAUUCUUGCUGCUGCGCACUGUUCCCCAUGAAAGAGCCCUGGGCUCUGUCCAUGCCCCUCACCAGCCUUUUCCCUGUUUUCACACAGAAAUGGACCCAAGCCAAGAGGCAGAUGAUUGUGGCCGAGUUUCAGCAGCUGCAGCAGUUCCUGGAGGAACAAGAGCGACUCCUGCUGACCCAGCUGGAGAAGUUAGAUGAGGAGAUUGGGAGGUUCCAGACUGACACUAUCAGGAACCUCUCCAUGCAGAUUUCCCGCCUCAGCGAGCAGAUCGGUGAGCUGGAGGGGACGUGUCAGAAGCCAGCAAAUGAAUUCCUGCAGGACGUCAGAAGCGCCCUGAGUAGGUGUGAGACGGGGCAGUUCCAGCUGCCAGAGAUUUCCCCUGAACUGGAAGAACAAGUCAGAGGGUUCUCCCAGAAAACGAUUGCUCUGUCGGAGACUCUGAGGAAGUUCAAAGGUACCUGGAAGGGAUGGAUGAGGGGAAAGUGGUUCAAUUAUCUGAGACUAUUGAAUCUGGCCUCAGAAGCCAACCUUCCCCUGCCUCAAUUCCCAUGUGGAGAAUGACGGCCCCAUCAGUCUGCUCUCCUUAGAGACACUGAGUGAACAGACCCACCUGCUUGCAGAUAGAGCCAGGGGUUUGCAAACUCUGAACCUCCCAUUCAGAGAUCAAAAUGGCCAAAGUUAAUGU